GCGGUGUGAGAGAAAGAAGCGAUCAUUUCGUCAGAGAACAACAACCUGAGCCGUGUCGAGCAUGGCGUGACGACGCUCGCAUUUAUUUAUUUAUACUGUAUAUACAAAAGUUCCUACAUUCUUGUACAGCCACUUGCAUGCAUAGCAUUUCGGAUCUAAAGCCAUAGUAAUGAAUCAAGUCCAAAAGUAUUUCCUUACUGAAACCAUCCUGUAAAUUUCAUGUACAGUAUAAUAAAGAAGAAACCUUCACAUAAAUUGGUUGCAGUACAUUAUUGGGUUAAUUGAAGAUGUCGGAAAACGAAGAACAUGAUUGUCCAGGGAAACGACCACAGUUUGGGACCAGAUUCUUGAAAGACAAGAAAAAUGUAUUUGAACAUAAUGCCUGAUCUUCGACAUCUUAUUGGCCCAAUGAGUAAGCUUUUAAGAGUGUGGAGUAAUGGAACUUACCUCUUGGGGCGGUGUUUGACCAGCAAAACAAAUGGACGACGUCGGCCACAGGGGGGAGGGAGGGAACUGAAGGAUUGGAAAAUGGUUUUCAAGUAUAACAAUUGGGAUAAUGUUGUUUGGGAUGAAAAUCAAGAGGCCAUUGCUAAGUCAAAGGUACUGGAGAACUCUGAAGUGACACUGAGUGCUGAAGAUAUUCAGAGGCUAGAACAGGAUGCAGCUGACCAGUGGGAUAAUUUUUACAGUGUUCAUCAAAAUAGGUUCUUCAAAGAUCGACACUGGCUCUUCACAGAAUUUCCGGAAUUAGCACCACACUUGGCUCAUACUUUUCCAGUGAAGCUUAACUCUUCGGAGGCAUUAGACUCGAAUUUACAAAUUAUACAAGAUGAACAUGCUGUUGACUAUCAUCAGCUAGCAUGUGCAGAUAAAGAUUCUGAAACACUGAUGAUGAAAAAAGAUGGCAGUGAGAAGUGUGACUCUGUGGAAAUAGAGAAUUUAGCUGAGAAAAAACUACACUUAACUGAGCCUACUGAAACCUUGCACUGUAAUGAUGAAGAUGAUACAAGAAGUGAAUGUAAGGAUAUAAAUAUUGUUAAUACAAAUGCAGUGGCAGAGGAAAUUUACCCAGGAGAAAAAGCUAAAUUCCGCAUUCUUGAAGUGGGAUGUGGUGUUGGUAACACAGUCUUUCCCAUUCUCAAAACUAACAAUAAUAAAGAUCUGUUUCUCUACUGCUGUGAUUUCUCCAGUACAGCUAUUAACCUUGUUAAAGAGUCUCCAGAUUAUAAAGACAACAGAUGUUAUGCUUUUGUAUGUGAUGUGACGAGUGAAGACUGGCAGACACCCUUCCCUAAAGCUAGUUUAGAUGUUAUUGUCUGUAUAUUUGUCCUCUCUGCACUUGUUCCUGACAAAUUAGAGCAGGUUGUGAGAAAGAUGGCAGAGUACAUCCGUCCUGGAGGUAUUCUACUAUUUCGUGAUUAUGGUCGCUAUGACUUGGCACAACUUCGAUUUAAGAAGGGAAGAUGUCUCUCUAAUAAUUUUUAUGUUCGUGGUGAUGGAACAAGAUGUUACUUCUUUACUCAAGAAGAAGUUCGAGAUCUCAUGACUGGAGCAGGAUUGGAGGAAGUGCAAAACCUAGUAGAUCGCCGCCUGCAAGUUAACAGAGGAAAGCAGCUUAUCAUGUAUAGAGUGUGGGUUCAAGCCAAGUAUCGCAAACCAGUUAUUGUUAACCAGCCCAUUACAUAGAAUAUAAGGUGUUGGCUUAUCUGUUUAUAAGUUAACUAUAUAGCUGAUAGAUAUGAUCCAAGUCAGCUGACUAAAUGCUGUAUAUAACAAGGGUUCUUAUUAAAGGAAGAAACUGUGCACAGAUUUCAAUUGCUGAAUGUAUAUUAUUACCAUUUGACUAUCUUCCAUGCAUUUAAAGCACCAGUAUUCAAAACAUUGUGAUAGCUAGGAAACCAAUUGGCCUUUAUCACCACAUAGAUAUCAAGGGAAGUAAAAUGGGUAUCCUUCGCUCGUUUCAAAAGUUUGGGACAAGAAGACAUAAAAUACCAGAGACAUGGAAACUAAGGCAUCUCUGCAGGGUCCUUUAACCCUCAGAAUGCAGAUAUCAAAAUUGAUUGUGUGCAAAUAAUUACAAUUAUUAUUUUACUAGGUUUUUCUUAACACAAGCUGCCAGCUUCCUGUCCUCAUCGAGGCCACUAGGGUUAGUGGCCCUUGGGUAAAUAAGGUUAACUUAGAGAAAACUAAUUCAUUGUUUAAGGAGAUUAUUUGGGGAGGCUAAUGUAACAGCUGAAACAAGUUCAUUAAUGAACUAUUUGUGCAGUUCAUUAAUGAACUGUGUCCCUUUAGUGUUAUAACGAACUGUCUAUACGGAGGGUGGGUUGAUUUAACUCUUAAGUAAGAAAAUUGUUUUCUAAUGUGAAAGAAUUUUAAAUAAUUUACAUGUACCAAUGCAAAUUUAAAUGUAAUAUUUUGUCAUAAGUUUCAUUAUAAUUUUACCAGUGUCAUAAUAAAUAAUUUACUGUG
Messenger RNA from Procambarus clarkii (red swamp crayfish), 2469 nucleotides. Lineage: Eukaryota; Metazoa; Arthropoda; Malacostraca; Decapoda; Cambaridae. The record is from RefSeq and is a predicted model, not a curated record.